GUAGGAGCUAGCUGGGUGCUGGGCGGCAGCGUGCCAGCUCUCCAACACUCUGCAUCUGUGACCAUGGACACAAGCUUCUUUCCCGGCAACCACUGGCUUUUCUUUUCAGUGGAUCUGUUGGUGUUCCUCGUGGGACUACCCCUCAACGUGAUGGCCCUGGUGGUCUUCGUGAACAAGCUGCGUCGCCGCCCGGUGGCCGUGGACUUACUUUUGCUUAACCUGACCAUUUCGGACCUGCUUCUGCUCCUCUUCCUGCCAUUCCGUAUAGUGGAGGCGGCCUGUGGCAUGAAAUGGAUUCUGCCCUUCAUCUUCUGCCCCCUUUCUGGCUUCCUUUUCUUCACCACCAUCUACCUCACCUCCCUCUUCCUGAUGACGGUGAGCAUAGAACGUUUUCUGAGCGUAGCCUACCCACUGUGGUACAAAACCCGGCCCCGGCUGGCCCAGGCUGGUCUGGUCAGUGGCAUCUGUUGGUUCUUGGCAUCAGCUCACUGUAGUGUGAUUUAUGUCACUGAAUACUGGGGAAAUGCAACCUACAGCCAGGGGACCAACGGAACCUGCUACCUGGAAUUCCGGGAGGACCAGCUGGCCAUCCUCCUCCCCGUGCGACUGGAAAUGGCUGUGGUCCUUUUCAUGGUGCCCCUGUGUAUUACCAGUUACUGCUACAGUCGCCUGGUGUGGAUUCUGAGCCAGGGAGCCAGCCGGCGCAGGCGCAAGAGAGUGAUGGGGCUUCUUGUAGCCACGUUGCUCAUCUUCUUUGUCUGCUUCGGCCCCUACAAUAUGUCCCACGUGGUGGGCUACGUGCGCGGUGAGAGUCCGACCUGGCGGAGCUACGUGCUUCUCCUCAGCACCCUCAACUCUUGUAUUGACCCUCUGGUUUUCUACUUUUCAUCCUCCAAGUUCCAAGCCGACUUUCAUCAGCUCCUGUCUAGGCUGAUCAGAGCUUGUGUGCCUUGGACUCAGGAAGUCAGCUUGGAACUGAAGGUAAAGAACGGAGAAGAGCCAUCCAAGGAAUGUCCGAGCUAGAGAAAAGAGUGGACCGGAGGAGGGGUGUGGAAAACACUGGCUCAGCGCUUUGGCCAGCAGAGAGCUCUCCGGGGUCAGGAAGGAGUGGGC
Messenger RNA from Rattus norvegicus (Norway rat), 1113 nucleotides. RefSeq names its product free fatty acid receptor 3 (gene Ffar3). Gene Ontology annotation, biological process: G protein-coupled receptor signaling pathway. Gene Ontology annotation, cellular component: plasma membrane; membrane. NCBI's taxonomy places the organism in Eukaryota, Metazoa, Chordata, Mammalia, Rodentia, Muridae. The record is from RefSeq and is marked provisional. The coding region runs from base 64 to 1023 and encodes 319 amino acids. The transcript is spliced from 2 exons. Gene Ontology annotation, molecular function: G protein-coupled receptor activity.